Molecule: messenger RNA, 1849 nt
Organism: Saccostrea echinata
Lineage: Eukaryota; Metazoa; Mollusca; Bivalvia; Ostreida; Ostreidae
Product: centrosomal protein of 162 kDa-like
Exons: 4
Coding region: 11-934 (307 amino acids)
Source: RefSeq, a predicted model, not a curated record
CGAUUUUUUCAUGAUGGGAUAUUCGUUUUCAAAGCAAGAUAGCAAUGAGGAAAUCACAAAACAGAUCAAUGAUCUUGAUUCUUUGAUAUCUAUCAUUGCUACAAAACAGGAGUCAAUGCAUAGAGAAAUAAAUUCACAAAGUGAUGAAAUUAAGAAACUGGUUGAUGGAAAGGAAAAAGUUAAACACUUAUUGAACACACCACGUUCUUCUCGUGGGGAUCAAAUUGAUUACAUGCAUAAAGCAAAUGUUCUUCAACGUAGUCUUGAUGAUUUGAAAAGAAGUUAUGAUGAAUUAUUGAGGGAAAAGAACUAUGUGGAUUCUGAGAGAAAAAGAUUCCAAAGUGAUAAAGAACAGCUAGAAAAAGAAGUGAGGAGAUGGAAAGAAAAGGAUCGUGAAAGAGUAACACUUCAACAUCAAAAUGGAGAAUUGGAAAGAGAAGUGCAGAGAUUGAAAUAUCGCUUGGAGGAAGCAAUGCGUAAAAAACCUGUUCAAAUAUACAUAUAUGCCCCAUCAAUGAAUGAGAAAAUUUCUACUGCGGUGAGAUCAGAGCUACAAAUCAUCUUGAUGGGGCAUCUGGAGGCCACCAGGGGCAGACAACUGGAGAUUGUGUAUACCUCUGAUGCUAAAUCUGUGUCCUCAAACAAACCCCUGAUAGUUCUGUGUAUUAACGCCUCCAGACUGGGGACAGAUGUGGAACAGGCUCUUCAGCAGGUCAACUGUUCCAAAUCAGUGACAGUAGCAGUGAUACAUCAUAAAGAGCUUCACGCCCUGCCCCCACAAACCUCAGAAAAACUUCUCUACGGGGAUAAAUUCCGAGAUCUUUAUGCUAUUGUGGACAUUGCCUUUCUCACUAGCAAAGGGAUGUAUACUUGUGAUAUGAAUAACAGAGCACUGGAGAGACUCACAGAAUUCAUAUGUCAAUUUGAUACAUAAAUUAAUUAAAAAAUUUCGUAAUAUACUUGCAUAUAAGUCAGACUAUUUUGGAGAAAUAUGCCAUUGAUCCGCUUAUAAGUUGGUACUUUUUUUGGCCAGAAUCUGUUGCCAAUUUCUGAUCAAUAUUCUAUUGUACUUACACAUGUUUUAAAGUAUGUUUUGGGGAAUCACAUUGAUAUUUGAUCUUUUCACAAAUCAAACAAAAAUAGUAUUUUUAAAAUUUCUAAGCACAAGUUUUAUGCAUAAGGUAACCUUAGAUCUUCCCUUCCUUAUAUUAAAAGAAUCUUUAAGUUCUGACCUUUAUAAAUGAUUAUCGCUGGAGUUGAUACAUAAUUACUAUAUUUCCUCUUCUAGAAAAAUGGAAUUUAUAAGUCGGACAUAGAGUUUUGAACCAAAAUUUGACUCCCAUUUAUAGGCAAGUAUGUUACUUCAGAUUAAAAAAAAAUCCCCAAAAAAGCAGGUUCACCUUAAUUGUUGUCAUUGCUACAGUCUUUUGUAAAAAAAAAAAUGCUAUUAAAAAUAUAUUUAUUUAUGUUGUCAAUAAUUGUGCCAUAUAAAAGCAUUGGUCCAGCUCAAAUCCAGAAGACAUAUAAAUACAGCUGUAUCUCAAACACAAGUAUAAUGUCAAAGACCAGGGAAAUAGGGAAGUAACUCCAGGCUCCUUUCAUUUGAAUAAGAGUUUCAACUUUAUUGAAUUCUUGUAUAUCACUAGGUUUUUUGUUGUCAGUCCCAGCAAGUCUGAUAUACCUGGGUUUACCUGUUAUACUUGUAUUGAAAUAACAUAGUACAUGUAUAUGUAUACAAUACACAUCGUUUUAAUCAUUGAUUUAUGAUGUACCAAUGUUUUCACAUCCAUGAAAUAUGUUACUGUUAAGUAUAUAUUCAUACUAAAGAAAUAAAUCAGAAAUUGCUGGA